UUUUGGUCCUCGUUCAGGUGAGAUGCGUGUGUGAUUGAAGCGAGAUUCGGCUCUGACCAGUGCUCUGACAAGAUUUCCAAUUGUGCUCACGUUCAUCUGAAACAUUUGUGCCAUCUAUAUUGUGCACCCAUUGGAUCCCGCCCCCUGAAAAGACACCGAAUUGUGUCUGUUCGAAUUUCAUCGCAAUCCAUUUCCCUUCACUUUGUGAAAGGGAGACCAGUACUAGUAGCAGUGAUUUGUUUGCUCCCAAUGGAUUCCCACAAGUCAUGGUGCUAGUGAAACCAUCGUCCAAGCUCAAGUUCAGUGUGUUGUCCUAAUUGAGUUUGAGUGAGAAGAAGGCUUCCUGCAAGCGACUUGAGAUUCCAUUGACUCAGGCCGCACUCCACGCCUAACUUGUGACUUGGACACUUGUCCAGCGACGACGCGGAGUGGAUCAAGAGUUUCUUGAGUGGUGAUCCAUUGCAGCUGGGCAACAUACCGUUCAUCCCAUGAUUGAGGAUGGCUGAGAUUCCAUUCUGGUUCCACGACAGGCCCAAGUGGGUCUCCGGCAUUACCAAGUACACCACAUGCCAGGAUGUGCUACAUUCCUUGGUCAGAUCCCACGUGGUCAAAUCGCGGAAGAAGCUUGCCGAGGCGGAGAUUAAGGCCACGAGUCAACAAUUGGUCCUGGUCGAGCAAUGGAGGGGGGUCGAAAGGCCCUUGAGCAACUCCUCCAGGGUACUGAAACUCUGGUCGGCAUGGGGAGAGGAGCGGAGUCAGGUACGGUUUGUUGUCAAACGGAUUACCUCGAACUCGACGGCAUCUCCUCCUACUGGCCCGACAACGACGGGAACGUCGUCUGCGGCCGACCCAGGUGAAAGUGCAACAACGACAGCUCAUGUCAGCAACACUUCCUCUCUGCCCCGGACAACGGUGAGCCGAGCUGUCAAGGCAGCAGUUGCCACCGGGAACCCAUCGUCGUCUACCUCUCACACGUCAGGCCAUCAACACCAUCAUGCCCCCCAAUCUCAUCAUCGGACGGAUUCCAGGUCGUCUCGGACUUCCAAUACCUUAAAGACCAGGAGAAGAAAUUCCCGAUUGGCAGGUGGUCGAUCAUCUUCCAUGAACUCGAUUGACACUGUGCAUCCUAGUGCUCUGACAUCCCGGAAUGCCUCCUCCAGGUCACUCUCCAAGACGAGUGAGAUCGAAAGGCUAAUGCGCAUAAUCCUCACCCAAGGAGAAACAAUUCAUACUCAAUUGAAGAAGUUACAAGAGCGGGAGGGUCAGAUUGAUAGCAUUGAGCAGAAGGUCCACGACAGUCGGACCAAAACGGCAGGCAAAAACUACCUCCUUAAUGCCUACUUAGAAAAUCUCUCGGACGGGGAGAACCCAGUGUCCAAUGGGGUCAAGCCCUCCCCUCUGUCCAAGAGUAAAUCCCUGUCUCAGCCCCAACUCGGGGGAAAAAGUGAGAGUGUACCUGAAUGUGUUGAAGAAAUGGUGGAGGCUUUGCACAAAGUCCAUGCUCUCAACGAGCAAUUGGAACAAGCUGAAGAGCGCUUAAGCGACUUGCAUUGCCAAAUCAGUGUGGACUCACAGGAUUCUUCGAAAUCACCUCCUUUCAAGUCCUCUGAUUUAGACACGACAUCCAAAGAAGUGACUAGACUUCGCUCUCUCAACGACAAGGUGGGUCAAGAGAUUGACUACAAUCGACAAUUGAUCUCGUCCAUGCGGUCGGCCUUUGAAGAUCGGAAGGCGCUCAUGUUCCAAUUGGAGAAGUCAGUCACCUCAAUUGAAGAUGAGGGUCAUCUGCUGGAGGAUCAGCUCCAGCGCUUGAAUGCCUUUGAAUGCCAAAGCCUGUUCCAUGACAUGGAAGAGCCUAUUCCAGUGACUGCAAGUCCGACCCAAGACUCCGGUACCUUAGAUGAUGAUGACCUUGAUGAAGAGCUCAUCAACGACAUCCUCAACCCUGGUCGUCAGUAUCAGUUGUCGAAUUCUCAACUCUAUGACCAAGUCAGCUCCUGCUCAAGGAAGGACUUCCAGGCCUUCAAAGAUAGCCUCCAUAUCAAGACCGGAGCCUUAGAGCAUCUCUUGGGGAUCCCACCCACCAUUUGUUCUGACUCCUCUCGCAUCAAUGCCACUGGAAGUCCUGGAAGUUCGACUUCUGGCAAUUCAAGCGGCAGUGGCAGCGCCUCCAGUGAAAAGAGUGUCCGAUUCAGUGAGCGAGACCAUAUCAUGUCCACCCCUGACCUCCCUCCUAUUCCUCAGGGAGACUUCCCCUUUUCGAAGUACAAUGAUCGCAAUCGACAAAACUCCUCGUCCUCUGUGUCUCAAUACACCAAAUCCAUUCUGAAAUCUGCUGAUGCCUCUGGGGACUUGGAUUCGAAUUCAGACACUGGCUUGAGCUCACUUCAUUCCAGCAGUGACGAGGGCACCUACGUUUUAGACACUCUAGUGUGAAACCACCACCGGGAAAAUGUUCCCAUCCGGCCUGAAGUCAACAACGAGCUGACGUGGAAACGGUAGCGGUUUCCUCAUGUUCUAGUCUGGAUUGUUUAAACUGAUAAUCAUGAAAGUGCUCCACUACUACUCACACAUCAAGUGUUCUUUCAUAAGCGAUGACACGAAAUGAGAAAUAUAUAUCAAAG
Molecule: messenger RNA, 2624 nt
Organism: Tigriopus californicus
Lineage: Eukaryota; Metazoa; Arthropoda; Copepoda; Harpacticoida; Harpacticidae
Product: ras association domain-containing protein 10-like
Exons: 2
Coding region: 499-2436 (645 amino acids)
Biological process (GO): signal transduction
Source: RefSeq, a predicted model, not a curated record